GUUCAGCUUUCCAAAACUUCCUUCAUGUCCCCAUAUCUGUUCACUACUAAAAAAUAAAGCUUCCCAAAGAGUAAUGCCAUAAAUGCAUAAUUUCUGGUUCCCAAAGAGCCACUCAGUGAUCAGUUAGACGACUGUGUCUUGGUGUGAAGAACAUUUUAAUAAACCUUUUUAACCUUUUGUGGUUGGAAAUUGGUGCCACAGAUUCUUUAGAGUGUAGGACUCACACAAAGGAAGAUAUUUGGUAUUGUCUUACAGGUUGUCAAAAAUCCCAAUCCGCCACAGAUACUUUAUUCUGUCCUGUGCUUUGAACGUCAUGUUUUCUACACGAGUGCCCUUUGACACGUGUCAUAAAACUGACCGCUGACCCUUCAGCGUUAGAUGAUCGUCGUUUGCGUGUAAGUGAACAGCAGCUCACGUACAAGAGUAUAAUCAAUGAACAUUCUCGCACGCCACUGAAAUCCAUCCCACAAUCUCACAGGACUCCUGAUUGGUCGAGAGAUGCUGAGGCACCGCCCCCUCGAAACACCCCUGCGGUCUCUGGCCAUCGAUUCUUCAAUGAUGGGCUUAAAAACAUCGACAGACGCCGGGCUUGAGGGGAAAUCUGAGAGUGGAUUCUGAGAGAGCAGUUCAUGUAUGAAAUCGGACAUGACUGAUCGAUCGUUAAUCAGGAUAAUAAGCAUCGACAGAUGGAGAACCAGUUACUCAUGCGGAUCUCACAGGAGUGUGGGUGCUUCAGCAUGUUGUGGAACAGCAGGACCCUCUUCACUUAACAGCUGGGCUUCAUUAAUAAUCCAUAAUUGCUUUGUGAGUUAUGUGAUUGCAGCAGUGCCAUGUGUCACCACAUCAGGACAGUGAAGACUCAUUUGGUCUGAAUGACCUGCAGGCCUCCACAGCGGCACGCAAACGAAUCGCAUUGAUCACUUUGGCCGGGAUAUAAAGUUAGCAGCGACCUAGAUUUCUCAAACCACAGCAUCCAGUCGAAAGAAGAACAGCAGAUAAUUGUUAGAUGUCUUUUGAUCAUGCCACCAGCAUGACCAACGCUUUUUCCUCAUUCAGCAUUUUUAUAUCUUUAAGAACAGUGACUAUUUCAAAUGGUGAGUACUGAGCUAUUUAGUAUUUGUUGUCUGUGAAAUUUGGAAUGGAUUUGGAGAAGUGUAUGAAUCCUGCUGUCGUCCAUCUGCAGCGGCAGUGAUGUGCAUGUGAGGAUGGGCGACUGGAACUUUCUGGGUGGGAUUCUGGAGGAGGUUCACAUCCACUCCACUAUGGUGGGGAAGAUCUGGCUCACCAUCCUCUUCAUCUUCCGCAUGCUGGUGCUGGGUGUCGCGGCUGAGGACGUGUGGAACGACGAGCAGUCGGACUUCAUCUGUAACACGGAGCAGCCCGGCUGCCGCAACGUCUGCUACGACCACGCCUUCCCCGUCUCGCUCAUCCGCUACUGGGUCCUGCAGGUCAUCUUCGUCUCCUCGCCCUCGCUGGUCUACAUGGGCCACGCCAUCUACCAGCUGCGCGCCCUGGAGAAGGAGCGUCACUGCAAGAGAGUGGCUCUCCGGCGCGAGCUGGAGACGAUGGAGGCAGAGCUGGUGGAGGCUCGGCGGCGGGUGGAGCGGGAGCUGCGGCAGCUGGAGCAGGGGAAGCUGAACAAGGCUCCGCUCCGGGGCCCGCUGCUGCGGACCUACCUGGCGCACAUCGUGACCCGCUCUGUGGUGGAGGUGGGCUUCAUGACGGGCCAGUACCUGCUGUAUGGGCACCACCUGGAGCCUCUUUACAAGUGCGAGCGGGAGCCGUGUCCCAACGUGGUGGACUGCUUCAUCUCGCGACCCACCGAGAAGAGCGUCUUCAUGGUGUUCAUGCAGGGCAUCGCCGCUACGUCCCUGUUCCUCAGCCUGCUGGAGAUCCUGCACCUGGCCUACAAGAAACUGAAGAAGGGGCUUCUGGACUACUAUCCUCACCUGAAAGACGACCUGGGCGACUAUUACGGUGCCAAGAAGAACUCUGUGGUGCAUCAGGUGUGCACGAGCCAGGGGCGCAAAGCCACCAUCCCGACGGCACCCAGCGGAUUCGCUCCGCUCCUGGAGAAACAGGGCAACGGACCCACGUACCCCGUGCUCGUUAACCCCUCGUCUGCGUUUGUGCCCAUCCAGGGCGUGUCGGACGUUCAGCGGGAGAACAAGGAUGUUGUUCACGGUCUGCUGGACCGCAACAGCAACUCCAACAACCCCUGCAGCGAGACUCGCUCCCCUGUCGCACACACGCUGGAGAGUCCAGGCUUCAGCAGCCUCCUGAUAACAGAUCCACGCAAGCAGCAGCGAGUCAGUCCGGCCUGGAACUGCAGCAUGGUGGAGGGGAACGGCUCGGACAGCAGCGACGGUGGCAGGGCUGACCUGAGGAGAUCCGGCGGGACACACACACCGGACUCUGAGCCCGGCCCCGGCUCACGGCAACACAGUUCUGUAGAAAGUCCCACCUUCUCACCCAAUCGGCAACGAACUUCACUAACCAGCAGCAGACGAGCAGCCAGCGACCUGCAGAUCUGAGCCUCUGUGCGUGUUUCUCACAGUAAUUACAAGCUGUUCUCUUUAUAGUUCACACAAAAAUGAUCAUUCUGUCAUCAUUUACUCUCCCUCGUGUAUGCAUUUCUUUCUUCUAUUAAACAUGGAAGUAGGUAUUUUGAAGAACGCGUGUAACCAAACAGUUCAUGGAUCUUUGGUUACCCACAUUCUUCAAAAUGUUUUUUUUUUCUUUUCUAUUCAACAGAAGAAACUGAUAUGAUAUGAAAUAUUAUAUGUUAAUGAUGACAAUUACCAGUUUUGGGUGAACUAUCCCUUUAAACCCAAGGAUUGAAGCUUUAUUUACAGCCGGGAGCUUUUCAGUAUUUUCACCUGUAAAGAAUGAGGAAUCGUGACUGUAUGUUGUUGGGUUUUGUACUUCUAGAUGUUUUUAGCUCAAACCAUCUAUAAACGACACAUAUCUGAGUGUCUGUAGUGAUGUGCACAGUGGUCUCUGCUGGUAACGGCCUGGAAGAGAAGCUUUUUAAAAGGAAGUCUGAUUUUAAAGACAUAUUUUGAUGAAAAGAGAAUUUGCAUUUAUCUGUAGAAUUAUGACCUUUUAAUAUAUAGGUGUUGCAGUGAGGCGGAGUACAGAAAUCAAACUCUCUAUCGUCCACCAGCAUACAGUUUGUUUAAGCCUGCAGAAUUUAUGCACAGAUAAAAUGUCUUUGUUAAAUAUGUAUUUUGCAGAUUCUGUAAAGGUUAUACAAACCCAUGCACUGAACUGUGUGCAUUAAGACAAAGAUGAGGGAUGUCCCAUAAUCCAGUGCAUCUGUCACAAAGUAGCCGUUUCACCUUCCUGUGAUGGACGUCUGGAGAUGUGUCAGCCAGCUGACAAUUCAGUUGAUCAAUUCCUUGCACCAUUUUAUUUUAUUCUUCCAAAAAUAACAAUUAUGUCAUGCACUUUAAGAAUUUGAGGUUAUUUAAUAGGAUAUGGCUGUUACACAAAUGCAACUGUUAAACCUGCAUUAAAGUUUUGGAUUGCUACUGUUCUGUGAAGGGUUUUGUGGAAAAGAUGACAUAUGGUAGUAUAAAUAUGUGAUGUUCAGACUGACUGCUAAACCAUUGCGACUGCACAAAACUCUUCUUAGUCUAGAACGGUCUGUGAUUGCAGAUGCAGCGUCAGCAUCGUUUGUC
This is a messenger RNA of Cyprinus carpio (common carp), 3683 nucleotides long. It is a transcript of the gene gja9b, whose product is annotated as gap junction protein alpha 9b. Gene Ontology annotation, biological process: cell communication. NCBI's taxonomy places the organism in Eukaryota, Metazoa, Chordata, Actinopteri, Cypriniformes, Cyprinidae. Gene Ontology annotation, cellular component: connexin complex. The record is from RefSeq and is a predicted model, not a curated record.